AUGUAUGUACAUUAUCUCUUACAGAUCCCCCAGAUAAGUUACUCUUCCACAAGUGGUGAUCUAAGUGAUAAAUCCAGAUUUGAAUAUUUUUCAAGAGUUGUCCCUCCUGAUCAAUAUCAAGCUCAAGUUAUGGUAGAAAUAGCCAAAUCAUUUAAAUGGGAUUAUGUGAACACUUUAGCAGAUGAGGGAAAUUAUGGAGAGAGGGGUAUUGGAAAAUUUGAAGAAAUUGCCAAGAAAUCGGGUGUGUGUGUCUCAAGGUCGCUCAAGAUUCCACGAUCAGUGAACACAACAACUUUUACAAAUAUUAUAAAUGACAUUCUCAAAGACAAUAAUACAGCAAAAGCUGUGGUUAUGUUUGUGAACGAAGACAACUGUCGGAGUAUACUCCAAGCUUUGAAAAAAAUGAACAAAACAAAGGAGUUUUCUAUUCUUGCCAGUGAUAGUUGGGGAGCCAAAAUACACCCAGUUCAAGAUCAUGAGACAGUUGCUGAAGGUACCAUCACGAUUUUACCCAAACGAAGAGUCAUAAAAGAAUUUGACUAUUAUUUUAGAAAUUUAACCGUUUAUAAUAAUCAAAGGAACCCAUGGUUCUCAGAAUACUGGGAGACUAUCUUCAACUGUAGCUUAACAAAUACACCUUAUAGAAAACGGUGCACAGGUAUGUCUAAAUCUCUUUGGAACCCUGAUGUUAAUUACAGACAGGAGGGCUUAGUUCAAUUUGUGAUAGACUCAGUAUACGCUUUAGCUCAAGGUGUACAUGAUAUGCUUUCCUAUGAAUGUCCAGGAACACAUAAAGAUUUUUCAAGGUGCUUAAGAUAUCGACCGUUGGCUGGAGAGGAGCUCCUUGGAUUUAUUCGCAACGUGAAGCUAAAUGGAUCCAAUGGCGAUCCAGUAGUUUUCGAUGAAAAUGGUGAUGGAAUAAGAAAUUAUGAUAUCUUCCAGUUCCAACGUCUUCCAAGUGGAAAUUUUGAAUAUGUUAGGAUAGGGGAGGGUGUCUUUAAUGGUAAUUUCAGUUUGACACUAAAUGAUACUUCAUUGAAUUGGGAAGAUAUUCCACGAUCCAUAUGUAGUGAACCUUGUUCAUUUGGCCAAGCGAAGAAGCAUACUGGUGGUUGUUGCUGGAUGUGCGUACCGUGUCAGGGAAAUGAAUAUCUUCAAGAUGAAAACAACUGUGCUCCUUGUCCGAAGGAUUCACGACCCAACGCUAAUAAAUCCAUCUGUGAUCGAUUACCGGAAUUCCAUCUGGAACCUUCUAGCCUGUGGUUCAUACUUCCUGUUGCUUUUUCUGGAGUUGGUGUGCUGUGUACUGCAGCAGUCUUGGUUAUUUUUAUACAUUUCAAUACAACGCCAGUCAUUAUGGCUUGUGGACGCGAACUUUGCUAUCUUCUUCUAUUGGGAAUAUUUUUAUCGUAUGGAACUUCUUUUGUCAUGCUUGCCAAACCUUCAGUGAUCAUGUGCGCUCUUCGGCGUUUGGGACUUGGCGUAUCUUUGUGUUUUAUUUACGCGGCGCUACUAACGAAAACAAAUCGUAUUUAUAGGAUAUUCAAUAGUGGUAUUAAGGCCAUGGUGAAAAGACCUGGAUACACGAGUCCCAAGUCACAGAUACUAAUCUGUAUUUGCCUAGUAUCUGUGCAGUUUAUUGGAGGAUUGACUUGGUUAGGAUUCGAGAAGCCGGACACGGUGCAACACUACGAUCAAAAUGACUAUAUUGUACUUAAGUGUAAAUCUUCCCAAAUAGCAACGGUUAUUUCUUUAUUUUAUAACAUUUUUAUCAUUGUUUUAUGCACAGUUUAUGCUUUUAAAACUAGGAAAAUUCCACAAAAUUUCAACGAAGCGAAAUACAUUGCGUUUACUAUGUACAGCACUUGUAUCGUAUGGCUGGCGUUCAUUCCUAUAUACUUCGGAGCUAACCACGAUUUCAAGAUUGAAAUUAUCUCCUUGUGUAUGUGUGUCAGUAUCAGUGCCACGGUAGCUCUCUUCUGUUUGUUUGCUCCUAAAGUAUACAUAGUGUUAUUACAACCACAUAAAAAUGUACGACAGGCGACGUCGACGUCGAUUCAAAGUGCCAAUAUGAAAAACAAUAGUAGAACGUAUGGAGUAACGUGUGCGUUGCCGUUGCCUACGGGCAUUUUGGUUCAAAAUGGGACCAUUCACAAGGAGGUUGCCCAAACGGAUAAUGCAGUAUUUUCGGACAGUAUGGAAGACACGUCAUCGUGUGACGAAGGUUUGUCUAUGCCGGUGCCGACCUUGAACAUGAACACAGUUACUGAGAGUACAACAGCCACCUAA
Lottia gigantea (owl limpet) is the source of this 2289-nucleotide messenger RNA. RefSeq lists its product as hypothetical. The record is from RefSeq and is a predicted model, not a curated record. Gene Ontology annotation, cellular component: membrane. Bases 1 to 2289 code for a protein of 762 amino acids. NCBI's taxonomy places the organism in Eukaryota, Metazoa, Mollusca, Gastropoda, Lottiidae. Gene Ontology annotation, biological process: G protein-coupled glutamate receptor signaling pathway; regulation of synaptic transmission, glutamatergic. Gene Ontology annotation, molecular function: adenylate cyclase inhibiting G protein-coupled glutamate receptor activity. The transcript has 7 exons.